This is a messenger RNA of Cyanidioschyzon merolae strain 10D, 642 nucleotides long. Its product is annotated as probable 5-formyltetrahydrofolate cyclo-ligase. The record is from RefSeq and is a predicted model, not a curated record. Gene Ontology annotation, molecular function: 5-formyltetrahydrofolate cyclo-ligase activity. Gene Ontology annotation, cellular component: mitochondrion. The coding region runs from base 1 to 642 and encodes 213 amino acids. The transcript has a single exon. NCBI's taxonomy places the organism in Eukaryota, Rhodophyta, Bangiophyceae, Cyanidiales, Cyanidiaceae. Gene Ontology annotation, biological process: tetrahydrofolate interconversion; folic acid-containing compound biosynthetic process.
AUGGGAAGCACGCAGGAUGUGCUUUUGAUGAAACGUGAACUUCGAAAGCGCAUGCGGGAGCUGCUUCGGCAGGUGUCAAGGAACGAUUUGCGAGAGCGUUCCGCGGAAGCCUGCCGACAGCUCACCAACUCGGAGGUGUUUCGGUCUGCACGAACUGUAGCGGCAUUCUGCCACAUGCCGACUAGCGAAGUGGAGACGACUGAUUUGCUUGCCGCCUGUUUUGCUGAAGGGAAACGCGUUUUUCUGCCCCGUGUGGAUGAAGGAUCAGUGCGAAAGAUGUUGUUUUUGGAGGCCCACGGUCUGCAGGACGUCGAGAGCUGGCCCCUGAACGCCAUGGGUAUUCGGGAGCCGCCUUCUACGUGGAACGGACAAGUCAGAAGAGAAGUGCGCACGCUGGUUGAGCGAGAGCGAAAACCUCUCGACCUCAUUGUCGUGCCCGGACUCGCCUUUGACACGUUCGGUCGUCGACUGGGUCGCGGCAAGGGCUACUACGACACCUUUCUGGCGACGUGUGAGCAUUUGCAUCACGAGAUGCAGCUUCCUCCGCCUCGAAGAGUUGGUCUUGCGCUUUCAUGCCAGAUGGUCACCGAGGUGCCGGUAUCAGCACAUGAUCAGGUCGUGGAGGCAGUCUUUUACGCUUGA